This is a messenger RNA of Lodderomyces beijingensis, 720 nucleotides long. Lineage: Eukaryota; Fungi; Ascomycota; Pichiomycetes; Serinales; Debaryomycetaceae. The record is from the annotation of a GenBank genome assembly.
AUGUCGGAGAACUUCCCCGAUAUAAUUCCCCAACAUAUCCCCUUCGACCACACGUACAUCCUCUAUGACCCAACCGACAUCAUCUCCAUCAUAUCAGUCCAGUUCUCACUAUUGCCCAUCUACAUCAUGGUCUUUUAUCUCCUGUGGUUCCUCGUGACACGCGAGAUCGAGCCCGUGAUCAUUGUCGCGGGCCACCUAUGCUCGGAAGUAGUGAACAAAGUGAUGAAGCUUAUAUUCAAGAACCCACGACCAGAUUUCCAUCGCGAGUUUGGCGCGAUAAAUGGCAAAGGACACGUUUUGAACUACGGCAUGCCCUCUGCGCAUGCGCAGUUCAUUGGCUUUUUCGCUGCUUAUUAUUCGUGUGUCCUACUUUUCAAGAUUGAGCAUUUGAAAAAAUGGCAUAGGCGCACAGGGAGCUUGGUGUUGAUGAUGGUGGCUUUCGGGGUCGCUGGGUCGCGGAUCUACUUGCAGUAUCACACGUGGCAGCAAGUUGUCGUUGGUGUUGUUGUCGGGGUGAUUUUUGGGCUUUGCUAUUUUGUCGUGAGUUCCGUGGUUAGGGAUGUCGGAGUGGUGGACUGGGUGUUGAGGUGGCCCGUGGUGCGAGCUUUCCAUGUUAAGGAUUCAUAUUUCCAUUGCUAUCAGUCGUUCCAGGAUGAAUAUCGCACUUAUCUUCGACAGAAACGCGAGCAAAAGGACAAACGCAACAAGAAAGCUGUAUGA